ACUACACAAAAACGAACAAAACCAAACCAGAGAUUAGAGAAACGUUCAUUGAUGAUGAUGGUGAUGAUGAGAUGAUAUUGUAGCAGCAGAGCGAAAGGCACAUCACCAGUUCAUCACCACCACCUAUUUCCUCGUUCUGUUUUUACACUCUUUCUUUCUAUUCUUCUUUCUCUCCCUAUAUUUCAGCCUUCUAUUCUCUUCCAUCUCUUCUUUUGUUAGACAGAUAGAUCACUCUCAUUAACCAUUUCUGGACUUCACUUUUUUCUAUCUGUAUCUUACAAGAUCUGUUGUUCUUUUCUGGGUUUUUCUUUUCUUAUCUUUUUUCCAUUUUUUUAUGGGUUUUACCUGAAUAUUCAACCCCCUUUUUCUCUGUUCUCAAUUCAUAUUUGUUUAUUUGUUUUUCAAUAGACAAGCUCAGUCAUACAACAGAUUUCAGCUCAAUCUACCAAUUUUCCAAGCUUUUGAUGAUAAAGAAAGGGUCUUUCAUUUCUUCCCCAGAUAUAAAGUUUUCAUUUUUAUUUUCUCCUGAAUUUUGAAUCUCACCUCUCUUUUGAUCCAAUCUUGUUGCACCCCAUUUUGUUUUUGACAAAUUUUCAGCCUCUUUUUACCUAAUCUCAAGCCCCCAGGUCCUCAAAAUGGACCCUUUCAUGGUUUCAGACUAGUGGGUUGUUUUCUGAUUUGACAAGGUCCUUCCUUUGCAAUUCAAAACACAAUUUUUGUUGUUGUCUCAAUCCCUUUGUGCCCUCAUCUUUCUUGAUCCAAUACAAAAAUGUAUGGAACCAAGAGCAAAAUUGAUCUUGCCUGUGAAUACCAAUCUCAAGUGGCAGUUUUGAGGCCUAGCAUCCAUUCCAGAAGGGCAAAUCUGACUGUGAAAUUCCAAGACCUUUAUGGUUUCACGGUGGAAGGGAAUGUGGAUGAUGUGAAUGUGUUGAAUGAGGUGAGGGAGAAGGUGAGGCAACAGGGUCGAGUUUGGUGGGCAUUGGAGGCCAGCAAAGGUGCAAAUUGGUAUUUGCAUACCACCAUUGGCCAAGGGAGUGCCCUCACAUCAUCAUUGAAAUUCUCAGCUUUGGCUAAUGCUAUCACUUUGAAGAAGCUCAUCAGGAAGGGGAUUCCACCUGUUCUUAGGCCUAAGGUUUGGUUUUCAUUGUCAGGGGCUGCUAAGAAAAAGUCCACGGUUCCUGAGAGUUAUUAUGAUGAUUUGACAAAAGCAGUGGAUGGGAAGGUCACCCCUGCUACAAGACAGAUAGAUCAUGACCUACCGCGAACCUUCCCUGGUCACCCGUGGUUGGACACUACUGAGGGGCAUUCUGCUCUUAGGCGAGUUCUUGUUGCUUAUUCUUUCCGCGAUUCUGAUGUUGGGUAUUGUCAGGGAUUAAAUUACGUUGCAGCAUUGUUGUUGCUAGUCAUGAAGACUGAAGAAGAUGCAUUUUGGAUGCUUUCUGUCUUGUUGGAAAAUGUCCUGGUUAGCGAUUGUUACACAAACAACUUAUCAGGAUGCCAUGUUGAACAAAGAGUGUUUAAAGACUUACUUGUUAAAAAGUGCCCAAGGGUUGCAAGUCACUUGGAAGCUUUGGAAUUUGAUGUUUCUCUUGUGACCACUGAGUGGUUCCUUUGCCUCUUUUCAAAGAGCCUGCCUUCCGAGACAACUCUACGAGUGUGGGAUGUUAUUUUCUAUGAGGGGGCUAAGGUUAUAUUUAACGUAGCGUUGGCAAUCUUUAAGAUGAAGGAAAAUGAAUUACUUCUAACCCAUCAUGUUGGCGAAGUAAUCAAUGUUCUGCACAUGACCACUCAUCACCUAUUUGAUCCAGAUGAUUUACUGACAGUGGCAUUUGAUCAGAUAGGAUCCAUGACAACCAACACCAUAUCAAAGCAAAGGAAGAAACAGGAACCUGAAGUCCAGAAGGAGCUUGAUCAGAGGAUCAGGAAGCUAAAUUCCCUUAAAGGGGAUGACAAAUAGCAUUUGAUUUGUCAAUUUUUUUUUUUUGUUUUUGAGGGGGGAACAUUGCACUGUCUAAUUUAAUCUGAAAUGUGGUGAAUUUAUGUAUUCCUUUAAAUUCUCCUCUGGGCAUGACAUGAGCCCUGUUGUUUUUCAGAAUGUUUGUAGGUGGUAAAGUGUAAAUUUGAACAUGGACACAGUUAUAAAUUAUUAUUAACUAA
Messenger RNA from Lotus japonicus, 2157 nucleotides. RefSeq lists its product as uncharacterized. NCBI's taxonomy places the organism in Eukaryota, Viridiplantae, Streptophyta, Magnoliopsida, Fabales, Fabaceae. The coding region runs from base 770 to 1957 and encodes 395 amino acids. The transcript has 7 exons. The record is from RefSeq and is a predicted model, not a curated record.